This is a messenger RNA of Pristis pectinata (smalltooth sawfish), 6519 nucleotides long. RefSeq names its product melanocortin receptor 5-like. Gene Ontology annotation, biological process: G protein-coupled receptor signaling pathway; DNA integration. The coding region runs from base 1755 to 5078 and encodes 1107 amino acids. Gene Ontology annotation, molecular function: nucleic acid binding; melanocortin receptor activity; zinc ion binding. Lineage: Eukaryota; Metazoa; Chordata; Chondrichthyes; Rhinopristiformes; Pristidae. Gene Ontology annotation, cellular component: membrane. The transcript is spliced from 3 exons. The record is from RefSeq and is a predicted model, not a curated record.
CCUCAAAGCAUCGGGUGGGCAUGAAAUUCCAAAGCGACCUGUUUGUCAGAACAGGUUUUCUAUAAAGUUACUGUGAAAGGAAAGGCUCAGGGAUCAGGGAGGUGUGAUCCCCUCCCUCGUUUGCUUAUGAUGCACCGUGAUAGAUUUAUUGGGUCUCGUUGACGAAAAAGGGAAAGGCGGAAAAUCACAAGGUCUGCAGAGCCCGAUGGAGGGGUUGUUUACACAGCUCUUCCGCUCUUAUCGUGGUCACAUUGCACAAAGCGUUGUCAUCUGUUUCACUGCCAAUGUCUUAAAGGUCCGUUCGCUGUUAGUUGUUGACCCAGGUUGGUGGACGAAGUCUCGAAGAAUUACCUCUUGGCGCUUAAAUUGUAUCUUUGCAAAGGUCAUCACUUAAUGGGUCCAGAUAAAGAAUGGGAGGAUCUCAGCCGUGCAAGACGCAGCCUGAUCUCCUGAGUUAUCUUUGAACUAGAGGAUUGUUUAGCUUUAUCUCUUAGAGAGAACUAAUUGUGGAGUUGGUCCAGAAUGAAAAGUAAAUGCUUAUUUCAAGAGCCAUUUCAAAGCAACAAAGCACUCCAAUUAAGUGGAUUUUUCAUCUUACAUUGACAUUUAGUCAUCAAGUAUCAGAACAAUACAAUACAAUACAAUACAAUAGAUAAAUACCUACUCAACCUCUGUUGUGUCUGAGAGGUUUUCUUUGGCUUUAUCCCGAUUUUGCAUGCAAUGUGCCGUUCCCCUGCAGAAGGAAGUCGUCUAUUAAUUGUUCACAUUGAUAAUAAUCAAGGGAGAGUGAGUGACAAAUGUAAUCUGUAAUCAUUUCUACAAAGCUUCAGUAGAAAAUGCACUAUCUGGGCCAGGAUUAACGUCAAAGAAUGGUUAGGGAAGUCCUGAUGAAGGGUCUUGUGUUAUGGACUCAGUGAAAGUCCCUUUAAGAUAGAGAGUGUGUGUGUAUGUGUGUGUGGGGCGUGAUUACGUCAAUAGAAGAUAAAGGACGUAAUGACGUUGUUGAAGAAGUCAGAAGAAGAAGAAGGAGAGAGAGAGAAGGGAGAGAGACACCAGCCUGCUUGUUUUCUCUAUCGAUGGAUGAGAAACAAUAACUGUGUUUGCCACUGAAAUCCAUGUAUGGAAGUUGGAAGUAAUCCAGUGGAGUUCACUUUGUUGCUGACCUGUAGAAGGAAACAGGUAUUUGUGUGUGUGGACGACCACGGUUCGGAUGCUUUUCGGGGUGAGGAAGUCACUACCGAGUAAACACUGAAGUGUCGUUUGGGUUCCAUCAUGGAACAUUUGGAUUUCGUAUGUACUCUCUCUAUGUUUUUCUACAUCUACAUCUUAUCUUCAGACAACGGUGGUUGUUGAAGAAGCCCUUGCUCAUGUUUCACCUUAUGGCUUGCGGAACUGAACUUUAAGAACCAUUCAGGAACUGGGAGUUUUGGACUUUGUCACACACACACACGACGAGUUUAGUUUGGGGUUAACGUUCGAGGUUUAACAUUCUUGAAUUCUAACAUACUAACAUUUUUUUUUUACUUUUAUUUUACGUAUUACCAUAAGUAGUGAUUAAUAAAAUAGUUUUUAACACUAAAUCAUGCUCAGUGUGUUUCUUUUGUUGCUGGUUCGUGACAAAAUUGGGGGCUCGUCCGGGAUCGUUCCCAAGGUUAACGAGUGUCGUCUGGGAUCGUUCCCCAGAUUGACAAGAUUUGUUCGGGAUUCAAUCCAAAUUCUUUUUAAUUGGCUUGUGUGUGUGGAAACCAGCAGCAAUGGAUAUUAAGGCAUUUUUGGAGUCACCAACCCAAAAGGGAUUGGAGGUGGCGAAAAAGGAUGAUUUGAUAAAGAUUGCUACCAGGCUAAACCUUACAGAAGUAAAGCAGUCUAUGAGAAAGGCAGAUAUUCAGAGAUUGAUAGCUGGCCAUUAUGUGGAAAAGAAGGUGUUUGAGAAGGAAGUGUUAAAACAGUUUCCUGGCAGUGAAAUAGCAAUUUCUGAGGCACAGGUGCAGCUGGCAAAGAUAGAAGCUGAACGAGAACAAACCCAGUUAAAGAUAGAGGCUGAACGAGAGCAAAAGAGAUUAGAGGCCGAACGAGAACAAAAGAAAUUAGAUGCCGAACAAAAGAGAUUAGAGGCUGAACGAGAGCAAACCCAGUUAAAGAUAGAGGCCGAACAAAAGCUAACUCAGAUGAAGAUAGAGGCUGAUCUAGCAAUGAAGCAGAUGGAGCUGGAUAACGAGGAGAAAAAGAGGCAGCAUGAGUUACAAAUGAAGCGUAGGAGUUCGGAAUCUGAUUCUGAUGAUGAUUUUUCAGCCAGCAGGGAGGUUCGAUUAGUCCCUCCGUUUGAAGAAGAUCAGGUUGAUCAGUAUUUCCAACAUUUUGAAAAGGUUGCUGUGAGUUCAAACUGGCCAAGGAAAGGAUGGGCUCUUAUGGUACAGAGUGUGAUUAAAGGUAAAGCUCAAAAAGCUUAUUCUGCUUUGUCUGUUGAGGAUGCAGCUGAUUAUACCAAGGUAAAACAAGCUAUAUUGAAGGCCUAUGAAUUGGUCCCUGAGGCUUAUAGACAAAAAUUCAGAGACUUGAGGAAAUCUGCAGAUCAGACUUAUAUGGAAUUUGCCAAUGGAAAGAGAAUAUGUUUUGAACGAUGGUGCCUGGCUAAAAAUGUAGAUGGGGAUUAUGAUAAAUUGACAGAAUUGAUACUGGUGGAAGACUUUAAAAGAUGUGUUCCAGCUGAAUUAACAACAUAUUUAAAUGAAAAGGCAGUGGAAACUUUACAAGAAACUGCUAGGUUGGCAGAUGAUUAUGCUUUAACCCAUAAAUCCAAAUGGGGACAACCUAAAACCUUUCAAAAGAGUUACAAAGACAAUCCAGGUAAACCAGAGAUUAAAUUGGGAGGUAAUCAAAAAGGAAAAGAUGAAAAGAAGCCAGGGCUGGAGAAAUCUGUUGAGCGUACUUGUUAUUACUGUAGGAAACCUGGCCACGUGAUAUCUAAUUGUGCCCUUUUGAAGAAAAAGAAGGAAGCUGGGCCCAAUGCUUGCUUUCAGGCAAUUAAAAAUCAAAAAGGUUUAGGAGAUGCUAUUAAAGAUCAGUCCUUGCAAGAGGUAAAAGCGGAAAAGUUGGAGGAGGUGAGAAAAGAAUUCCGUUCGUAUGUAUCAGAGGGUUUUGUUUCACUGAAUGAUGAGUCACCCCAGGUGCCAGUGAAAAUUCUUAGAGAUACUGGGGCUAGUCAAUCUCUCUUGCUGGACAGUGUUUUAAAUUUUGGUGAAGAAAGUGACACUGGUGAGGUAAAUCUAAUACGAGGCGUUACAGGUGAGACCAUGUCUGUCCCUUUUCACAGGGUGAUUUUAAAGUCAAAGUUCGUAGAAGGACCAGUCGAGAUAGGGAUAAGACCUAGUUUGCCAGUGGAAGGAGUUUCUUUGUUAUUGGGAAAUGACCUUGCAAAUGGAGAAAGUGAUCCUGUGGUACGGUUAACAACCAAACCAAGGAUUGAUGAGUCUGAGGAUGAUUCAGAUGUUUACCCAUCAUGUGCGGUGACUCGAGCUAGAGCUAGAGAAUUAGCCAAGACAGACAGUCCGGUGCAGUCUGAUGUAGUUCCUUGUGACAGUCCUAAACAGGAAGAAAAUUUUGAUGCCUUAUCUGAGACUUUUCUGUCUUCACUGGAGGAUCAACAUCCUUAUAGUGAGCCUGAAUUUAAAGAUUUGUCUUUGUCAAGGAAGGAUUUUAUGGUGGAACAGACAAAGGACCCUGAGUUGACAGAAUUGACAGAAAAAGCUCUCUCAUGUGAGGAGAUUGAAAAAGUACCAAUUGGAUACUAUGUCAAAAAUGGAGUGUUAAUGAGGAAAUGGAGACCUCCUCAUGUUCCUGUUACUGAGGAAUGGGAAGUUAUUCAUCAGGUUGUUGUUCCAAAAGUUUAUAGGGAUGAGAUUUUAAACCUGGCCCAUAGUAUGCCUUUGGGUGGUCAUUUUGGUGUGAAUAAAACUGUAGGGAAGAUCUUGAAACAAUUCUAUUGGCCUGGUUUGAGAAAAGAUGUGGUGAUGUUUUGUCGAACCUGCCACACAUGUCAGAUGGUAGGUAAACCAAAGCAAAAACCCCCUGUGGCUCCUUUGAAACCAAUUCCUGCUUUUGGUGAACCCUUUUCGAAGGUGAUUGUGGACUGUGUUGGCCCAUUACCAAAGUCUAAGACUGGAAAUCAGUAUUUGUUAACCAUCAUGUGUGCCACUUCUAGAUUUCCAGAGGCAAUACCCCUUAGAAAUAUUAAGGCCAAGACGGUGUCAAAGGCUCUUGUAAAAUUUUUUACCUUGUUUGGUUUGCCAAAAGAAAUCCAAUCUGAUCAAGGUAGUAAUUUUAUGUCAAAAAUUUUUCAACAAAUAGUCUAUGAGCUGGGAGCAAAGCAGAUUGUAUCAUCUGCAUAUCACCCAGAAUCUCAAGCAGCUCUGGAGAGAUUUCAUUCUACUCUCAAAAAUAUGCUGAAGACUUAUUGCUUUGAAAACACCAAGGAUUGGGACGAAGGUAUCCAUUUACUUUUGUUUGCCGUUAGAGAAUCGAUCCAGGAGUCAAUCGGAUUUAGUCCGUUUGAGCUUGUGUUUGGACAUCGGGUGAGAGGACCUUUGGAGUUGUUAAGAGAGCAAUGGGUUAAUGAGGAAGUUCACUUGAGUCUGUUGGACUAUGUCCAAAAAUUUAAAACUCGGUUGGAGAGAGUCUGCCAGCUAGCGAGAGAGAAUCUGAAAACAAGCCAGAUAAGAAUGAAGACAUAUUUUGAUAGACGUGCUCGGCCUAGGACAUUCGCAGUGGGGCAAAAGGUGUUGGUAUUUUUCCCUAGCCAAAAUAAUCCCUUGCAAGCUCGUUUUUCUGGACCCUAUGUUAUUGAAUCUCGAGUGACUGAUCUAACAUAUAUAAUCAAAACACCAGAUAGACGCAAGAAAACACAACUCUGUCAUGUAAACAUGCUAAAACCUUAUUAUGAGAGGGAUUCAGUUGUGGCCUUGGUGGAUGGUGAAAAGGUUGUUUCUAGAAUGCCUGAUGUUGAUGUUGAGGAAGGCCAAUUUAGACCAAAUAUUGUUCCAUCGAAACUAAAAAAACCAAAAUAUCAUGGAGAACCUUGAAACGAAGUUGGACCAUUUACAAGUUUCACAAAAACAACAAAUGAAAGAAUUAAUUUUAAAAUUUAAAAAUCUGUUCCCAGAUGUUCCAAACAGAACAUCGAUAAUUACCCAUGAUGUUGAUGUUGGGGAUGCAAAACCAAUCAAACAACACUCAUAUCGAAUGAAUGUGGAAAAAAGUAAACUUGUUGAUCAGGAGAUAAAAUACAUGUUGGAAAAUGAUAUUAUUAGACAUUCUACUUCAAAUUGGAGUUCGUCCUGUGUUAUUGUACCUAAACCUGAUGGAACUGUUAGAUUUUGCACAGAUUACAGGAAAGUGAAUGCUGUAACAAAGUCAGAUGCUUACCCUAUUCCUAGGGUGGAUGAUUGCAUAGAUAGAGUGGGAAAGGCAAAAUUUCUUACAAAGAUUGACCUAUUAAAAGGGUACUGGUGUGUUCCAUUAACAGAUAGAGGAAGGGAGAUUUCAGCCUUUGUAACCCCUUCUGGAUUGUAUGAAUACAAUGUUUUGCCAUUUGGAAUGAAAAAUGCUCCGGCAACAUUUCAAAGAAUGAUUAAUUCAGUGAUUCAUGGGUUAAAACAUACAGAUGCCUACAUUGACGACUUAGUGACUGGGAAUGAUACAUGGGAGGAUCACAUCUCUGCGUUAGAAAGAUUGUUUGAAAGACUUUCCAAGGCUAACCUUACAGUUAACUUGGCUAAAAGUGAAUUUGGCCAUGCCACUGUGACGUAUCUUGGUUAUGUUGUAGGUCAAGGCAAGCAAGCUCCUGUUCAGGCAAAAGUUCAAGCAAUAUCUGAGUUCCCUAUUCCCACAGGUACGAGGACUGUUAGAAGAUUUAUGGGAAUGGUUGGAUAUUACCGAAAAUUCUGUAAAAAUUUUGCUGAUAUUGCUCUUCCCCUAACUAAUCUUCUGAAGAAGGGAGUAAAGUUUGUUUGGACAGAUUCUUGUCAAGAAGCAUUUGAGAAGCUGAAAGCCAUUUUAUGCUACCAUCCUGUGCUCAAAACACCUGACUUUGAAAAGCCAUUUUCAUUAGCAGUAGAUGCCAGUGAUGAAGCUGCAGGAGCUGUGUUAUUGCAGAAGGGUGACCUUGAUGAUAUUGACCAUCCGGUAGCUUACUUUUCAAAGAAAUUUGAUGAGCAUCAAAAGAAUUAUUCCACCAUAGAGAAAGAAUUACUGUCGCUUGUUUUAGCCUUGCAACAUUUCAGUAUAUAUGUUUGCACCGCUCAGAAACCAUUGACUGUAUAUACAGAUCAUAACCCAUUGGUGUUUCUGAGCCGAGUCAAAAACAAGAACAGAAGGCUGUUCAACUGGAGUUUAAUUUUGCAAGAGUUUGAUCUCAUGAUAACUCACAUUGAAGGCAAAGAUAAUGUGAUUGCUGAUUGUCUUUCCCGAUGUUAAAUGGGAAACAUGUAUCUGUACUAAUCUGAUAGUCUGUAGUUGUGUAGC